Messenger RNA from Chrysemys picta bellii (western painted turtle), 1756 nucleotides. NCBI's taxonomy places the organism in Eukaryota, Metazoa, Chordata, Testudines, Emydidae. The record is from RefSeq and is a predicted model, not a curated record.
AUGGAGGACCAAGCGAACAUGCCUUAUACCAAUGCUGUGAUCCAUGAAACUCAACGUUAUGGGGAUAUUGUUCCUGUUGGAUUGCCUCACAUGACAUACCGGGACACCGAGCUCCAAGGCUACUUCAUUCCAAAGGGGACGACAGUCAUCACUAACUUGUCCUCGGUGCUGAAGGAUGAAACGGUUUGGGAGAAGCCGCACCAGUUCUACCCGGAGCACUUCCUGGAUGCAGAUGGGGAGUUUGUGAAGCGAGAGGCCUUCCUGCCUUUCUCUGCAGGUCGUCGUGUUUGCCUGGGGGAACAACUAGCCAGGAUGGAGCUCUUCCUCUUCUUCACUAGCCUGCUGCAGCAUUUCACCUUCCAUCUCCCUGAGGGCCAGGCCAGGCCUCGAGAGGAUGGACACUUUGCCGCGACACUCACCCCACACCCCUACCAGAUCCUGGCUGUCCCAAGAUAAGUGCAGUGUUUUGCAAAGUUCUCCUCAAAUAUUUUAGGAAGGUUGUAGUGCUUAACUGAAAGAUGCUCCUACUCCGGUGGGAGAGCUUCUCCUGUCAGCAUAGUUAAUCCACCUCCCUGAGAGGUGAUAGCUGUGUUGGCAGGAGAAGCUCUGACGACAUAGCGCUGUCUACACAGGCGUUAGGUUGGUAUAACUAUGUCGCUCGGGUGUGGAUUUUUCACACUCCUGAGCGACGUAGCUAUACCUAUAUAGGCCUGUAGUUUAGGCCUGGCCUUAGCAUUGUGUCUGCUUCGUUCUUUAACAGAGUCUCCUUGAGAUCCUCUGAAGUUAUGCUAUCAGCACUAUUGGCCAUUUACCCGUCAGCACUGUGUAGAUUCCUGUUGCGUGUUGGUACACAUAGCAAAUGUGUAACGGAAUGCUAAAGAUAGCGUGAUUACAUGUGGGUAGCAAGAGCCUGGCAGACUUUUCACUGCAACACAUAAUAUGAGCUUAUUGCAGCUGUUUAAAUGGGAAAGUCAGUGCUCUGAGCCAGCAGAGUGUGGUUUGGUUUUCUAGCACUUUGCCUGGGCAUUCCUUCAGGGCCAAGCCAAUGCCUUCUCUGAGAAGAGAUUUUGAAGUACACUUGGCAUUUGCUUGUACAUGCUGCAGACAAUGCUAUUGACAGAGAUUUACCUGCAUUAUUUCAGGAGAUUUGGUAAACAAAAAUGGAUCACAUCUUCCACUGAUCUAAAGUGACUUCUGGAGCUAUGCCUAUUUGCGCCAGCUGAGGAUCUGGCCCAAUAUGUACUUUAUAGUUUAGUGUAAUUCCAGUUUUGAUCUUAUCUUUUUCUCUUUACACAAACGUAAUAUAAAGGAACCACAUGUGUACAGUGGGGUCCAAUCAUGUGUUUGUUGGAAAUACACAACAUGCCAGGCAUUCCUCCAUGUACACACUGCUGCUCUGACUGGGUUCUGGCAACUUCUAAAAAAAACCUGAACAUGGGGAAUGGAACAAAAAGGCUCAGAAUCUAUUUAAAGGGAUAUUAUGCUAUGCCUGUAACACGACACCUUCCUUCCUCCAUUACACACGUUCCUUUCAUUUUCAGCCCAGAAAAGUGUUAAGAGGUUUCUAUUCCAAAGAAACUGUGUUAUGUUAGAGUAAAGCGACUAUGGGAGGAAUUGCCACUAAACUGUCUCAAAAUAUUGUGUUUUGUGCACGAUAACCCUGUAAUUUGCCCUUGCAAAUGAUUGUUAUAAUUUGUGUAAUGUAUACAAAAUAGUAAAAUUAUGUUAAUAAAAAGAGGAAUCUUUUAUUCUUUAA